Talpa occidentalis (Iberian mole) is the source of this 1701-nucleotide messenger RNA. RefSeq names its product calpain-9-like. The record is from RefSeq and is a predicted model, not a curated record. Gene Ontology annotation, molecular function: calcium-dependent cysteine-type endopeptidase activity; calcium ion binding. Gene Ontology annotation, cellular component: cytoplasm. Gene Ontology annotation, biological process: proteolysis. Bases 1 to 1701 code for a protein of 566 amino acids. Lineage: Eukaryota; Metazoa; Chordata; Mammalia; Eulipotyphla; Talpidae. The transcript is spliced from 16 exons.
AUGCCUAACCUCUCCCAAGGCCGAGAUCACAAGGAUGCUCGCAUCAUCCACUCCUCAGGCCAGAGCUUCGAGCAGUUGAGGCAGGAGUGCCUGCGGAAGGGCACGCUGUUUGAGGACGCAGACUUCCCGGCCAACAGCUCCUCUCUCUUCUACAGCAAGGAGCCCGAGAGCCCCGUCGUGUGGAAUCGGCCAGGGUUCUGGCAAUACGGCGAGUGGGUAGACGUGGUGAUUGAUGACCGGCUGCCCACCUCCAGGGACCGCUUGAUCUACCUCCGCUCAGCCGACAACAAUGAGUUCUGGGGCGCCCUGCUGGAGAAAGCCUAUGCCAAGUUACAUGGGAGCUAUGAGGCACUCUAUGCGGGCAGCGCCAUUGAGGCUAUGGAAGACUUCACUGGGGGUGUAGCCAAGACCUUCACAACCAAAGAGGCUCCAGAGAACUUCUAUGAGAUUCUAGAGACGGCCUUCAAGAGGGACUCUCUGGUGGGCUGCUCCAUCGUCAAAAGUACUGCAGAGUCCAAAGCCCGGACACCUUUUGGUCUCAUUAAGGGUCAUUGCUACACUGUGACGGGAAUUGAUCAGGUAAACUUCCAAGGCCAGAAAACUGAGCUGAUCAGAGUCCGGAACCCUUGGGGCUUUGGCGAGUGGAACGGGCCCUGGAGCGACAGAUCUUCUGAGUGGGAUUCUGUGGACCCCGCUGAGAAAAAGCGCCUGUGUCAUGCUGCUCUGGACGAUGGAGAAUUCUGGAUGGCAUUUGUGGACUUCAAGGCCCAUUUUGACAAAGUUAUGAUCUGCAACCUCACUCCUGAUGCCCUAGAGGAAGAUGCUCUACGCAAAUGGGAAGUGACAGUCCACCAAGGAAGCUGGGUGUGGGGCUCCACGGCUGGAGGCUCCCGCAAAUUCCUGGAUACCUUUUGGACCAAUCCACAGAUAAAAUUCUCCCUGACUGAGAAAGAUGAGGGGCAGGAGGAAUGCACUUUCCUUGUGGCCCUGAUGCAGAAAGAUCGAAGGAAACGCAAGAGGUUUGGAGCUGAAGAGCUGAAAAUCGGCUACGCUAUUUACCAGUGCCCAAGCAAAGAGGAGCACCUGAGCAAAGACUUCUUCAGAGACCAUGCACCCCGGGCUGAGAGCAAAAGUUUCCUCAAAGAGAGGGAAGUUUCUGACCGGUUCAAACUGCCCCCUGGGGAGUACAUCCUGAUUCCCAGCACUUCUGAGCCCAAUCAGGAAGCAGAUUUCUGCCUGAGGAUCUUUUCAGAGAAGAAGGCCAUUACCCGGGACAUGGAUGGAAAUGUAGACAUUGCCCUUCCUGAGCCUCAGAAGCCAACUUCGCCUGCCUGGGAGACAGAGGAGGAACAGCAGUUCUGGGCCAUGUUUGAACAAAUCGCUGGUGAGGACAUGGAGAUGUCAGCAGAAGAACUCAAAUAUGUUUUAGAUGCUGUGCUGCAAAAGAAUAAGGACAUUCAGUUUAAGAAGCUAAGUCUGAUUUCCUGUAAAAACAUCAUUUCUCUAAUGGACGUAUCCUCAAACGGGAAGCUGGAGUUUGAUGAAUUCAAAGUGUUCUGGGACAAACUAAAGAAGUGGAUUAACCUUUUCCGUCAAUUCCACACUGACAAAUCCGGCACCAUGUCCUCCUACGAGCUGCGGAUCAUCCUGAAAGCCACAGGUAACCAAGCACCUGGAAAGCUCGUCAGCUUUCAGAUCUAA